AUGGGGAUGGGAGAUUACUCACCAGGUAGCGUGUGGUACUACGCGCCGAACAAGGUUGCUCCGAUCAUAUUCAUCGUCCUGUUUGCCAUAUCAGGAGUUAUCCACGCUUGGCAGACCAUCAAACACAAAUCAUGGCGCACCACGCUCCUCCUCCCCUGGGCAGCCCUCCUCAUGAUCUCAGGCUUCGCCGUCCGUCUAGCAGGCGCCUACAACACCGACAACCUAGCCUACCUCGUCGCCUCGACCGUACUCAUAAUGUCCGGUCCCCCCGUCUACGCCCUGGUAAACUACUUCAUCCUCUCCCGCAUCCUGUACUACAUCCCCUACCUCGCACCCCUGCACCCAGGCCGCGUAGCCACCACCUUCGUCGGGCUCGACGGCGUGUGCGAAAUCCUAAUCGGCAACGGAGCCUGGCGCAUGGCAAACAGCAGCAUGACGGACGCCCAGCGGAGACUCGGGUCCAACAUGGUGACCGCUUCGCUCUGCCUGCAAGCAGCCUUAUUCGGCGCUUUUGGCCUCCUCGCCGCGCAGUUCCACCGCCGCGCGAGUAAAGCCCGCGUGCUGAACAAGGACCUCAAAGUCGUGCUGUGGGUCAUGUAUGUCAGUGCGACUAUCGUGACAAUACGCUGUAUCUACCGCCUGGUCGAAUACAUCAAAGGCUGGCAAUCCUCCAUCUACCAGAACGAGGUGUACUUUUGGAUCUUCGAGGCAGUCAUCAUGUUUGUUAAUACCGCGCUGCUGAACGUCUGGCACCCGGGGAAACGCCUGCCCAAGUCCAAUUCUGUUUUUCUGGCUAGGGAUGGCGUGACGGAGCGGCGGGGGCCCGGGUGGGCGGAUGACAGGCCGUGGAUUGUGACCGUGUUUGAUCCGUUUGAUCUGUGGGGGUUGGUUAGGGGGGAUGAUCAGAAGAUGCAGUUUUGGGAUAUGAGUGAUGCGGAGUUGGAGAGGGCGAGGUUGGAUAAGAAGACGAAUAAGAGGAGUGUGGUUUCUGGGGCUUUGGAUCCGUUCCAUCUCUGGGGCGAUACGGGGUAUGUUGGGAAGCAUCUUUCGAAGACAAAGAACAGGAAGGUUGAGACGCGUGGUGGACGAGAACCGAGGGAUGUUGUCUAG
Cucurbitaria berberidis CBS 394.84 is the source of this 1110-nucleotide messenger RNA. RefSeq lists its product as uncharacterized. Gene Ontology annotation, cellular component: membrane. Bases 1 to 1110 code for a protein of 369 amino acids. The record is from RefSeq and is a predicted model, not a curated record. The transcript is spliced from 3 exons. NCBI's taxonomy places the organism in Eukaryota, Fungi, Ascomycota, Dothideomycetes, Pleosporales, Cucurbitariaceae.